AUUAAAUCCAAAGAAGAAAGUAUGGGAAACUGUUCAACCAGGAUUUUCUACAAAUGAAAAUUUCGAAGUUACAUACACUUCUGAAGGUAAGGCUCCAGUUAGAUUAGUUAAUACAAGAGGUGAACUUUGUAAGAACACUACCAUUGUUGGAGCUGAAGUUAAAUAGUUAGACACAAAUUGUUAUUGUUCCAUAGAUAAUGAAAACUUACGUAGUGCGCACCAUUUUUUUCCAGCCUGUAAUGAGCAUGUAAUUAUGCUUACUGCUCACUGUAAUAGUCAAUGAUUAAUUGUUAGCUACUUAAUUAGUACAGUUAGUUGAUUAGUAACAAUGAUAGUGAAGAAUAAAGUUAAACUUAAAGAUAAGAAUGUGGCAUUAACACUUGUACCUCAAGAUUCAGAAGAUCUUUGGUAUUUAUAUAAUUUACUUCGAGUAGGAGAUACAGUUCAUGUAUUGAGUCAUAGAAAUGUUAAAAAGGGUAAUCAAGCUCAAAUACAAAAGGGGAAGAGUAAGAUGGAGAAAAUCUUAGUAAAAUUAAAACUUUUAAUUGAAGAUAUUGAUUAUAUUGCAUCUGAUAAUACUAUGAGAUUAAGUGGUAAAACUGUUGAACCAAAUGAAUAUGUUCCAUUAAAUAGUUAUCAUACUGCUGAUAUAGAAUUAAAUAAAGAUCUUACAAUUCUUAAAGAAAAUUGGGAUGAAUAUGAUAUGUCAAUACUUGAUGAUUUAUGUUCAGUUGAAAAGAAAGCAGAUAUUGGUGCAGUUGUAUUACAAGAAGGUGUUGCACAUAUAUGUUUUAUUACUGAAACAAUGACAGUACUUAAAUCAAAAGUUGAAAAAUCAAUUCCACGUAAAAAUCCUCAAUAUGGAACUAGAGAUCUUGAUAAAGCAAUGAAUACAUUUUUAAGUAUGGUACUGGAAACUAUGAUAAGACAUUUUGAUUUUGAUAAAUUAAAAGUUAUACUAUUAGCUUCACCAGGAUUUUUAGCUAAAUCAUUAUUUGAUAAAAUAAUGUUAGAUUGUCAAACUAGUCAAAAUUCAGGUGAAAAUAAAGUUUAUAAUAGUAUUUUAAAGAAUAAAUCUAAAUUUGUUAUUGCUCAUUCAUCUACUGGUUAUUUACAAGGUUUAGAAGAAGCACUUCAAGAUCCUCAAACUAAGAAAAGACUUAGUGAUACUAAAUUUUCUGAAGAAUCUAAUGCACUUUCAGAUUUUCAUAAGGCUUUAAAUGAUGAUGAUGGAAGAGCAUGGUAUGGAUUAGAAGAAGUUAAAAAGGCAAUCUAUAUGGAUGCUGUACGAUACUUAAUGGUAACUGAUCAAUUAUUUAAUAAUGAUGAUGUUGAAACUAGACGAAUGUAUAUUGAAUUAACAGAAACUGCCAAAAAGAAUGGAGCUCAAGUAUUUAUCUUUUCAAGCUUACAUGAAUCAGGAGUUCAACUUAAUCAAUUGACUGGUAUAGCGGCAUUAUUGAAGUAUCCUGUUCCUGAUUUAGAUGAGUCUGAAGAUGAAGAUGAAGAUGAAAAUGAAAAUGAAGACAAUGACGAAUAGAUUAGAUUAGAUUAGUUUCUUUAUUCCUUUA
This is a messenger RNA of Scheffersomyces amazonensis, 1571 nucleotides long. Its product is annotated as ribosome dissociation factor. The coding region runs from base 329 to 1540 and encodes 403 amino acids. The record is from RefSeq and is a predicted model, not a curated record. Gene Ontology annotation, cellular component: cytoplasm. The transcript has a single exon. Gene Ontology annotation, biological process: ribosome disassembly; nuclear-transcribed mRNA catabolic process, no-go decay; nonfunctional rRNA decay. NCBI's taxonomy places the organism in Eukaryota, Fungi, Ascomycota, Pichiomycetes, Serinales, Debaryomycetaceae.